This is a messenger RNA of Podospora pseudopauciseta, 276 nucleotides long. RefSeq lists its product as uncharacterized. Bases 1 to 276 code for a protein of 91 amino acids. Lineage: Eukaryota; Fungi; Ascomycota; Sordariomycetes; Sordariales; Podosporaceae. The transcript is spliced from 2 exons. The record is from RefSeq and is a predicted model, not a curated record.
AUGGGCAGCAUUACGCCGAGUGGUGGCUACAAAAUCCAGGAGGUUCCAUUGGGAUCGCCUCGGCCUUUCCGUCUGGUAUGCAUCGAUGCCGGUUAUUCAGGGCUACUCUUAUCCAUCAUUGUAGGUCAGAAGAUGCAGGGGGAGAACCUUGACUAUCAGGUUUACGAGAUGAAUGGCGAUCUUGGUGGCAAGUGGCUGGUCAACAGCUACUACGCCACCGCCUCUAGUAUCCAUCACUAUCUUAAAGACACAGCAGUCAAGUACGACUGUGAGUAG